Molecule: messenger RNA, 768 nt
Organism: Tricharina praecox
Lineage: Eukaryota; Fungi; Ascomycota; Pezizomycetes; Pezizales; Pyronemataceae
Exons: 2
Coding region: 73-681 (202 amino acids)
Source: RefSeq, a predicted model, not a curated record
GAUAACCUUUACAUCGCCGCCCCCCGCCGACGCCGCUACCACGCAGAGGCGUGCGCGGACCAUCUGCGACCCAUGGCCCAGUGCGAACGAACGAAGAAACGAGCGACCCGUGAGCGAUUAUCACGUCGAGCAGGCAGGACACAUACAUACGCACGUACACACGCACAUACGUACUGCAGGAAGGAUGAUGUCUAUUUUCAUGCGCAGUCUUGUCUGUCUGUCGGCUCGGUUAAGAGUUUUGCUUGCACUUGCUUGCUUACUCGCUCGCUCGCUGCAGGAACACCCGUUCAAAGCAUAGCAGCAGGCAGGCAGGCACACAUCUCCGUUCGUUUGUUCGUUUCUAUGGCCUGUGGCUUGCGGCCUGCGGCGCGCGGCUUCUUCCGCAGGCCUGUCGGUCGGUCGACGUUGACGUUGGCGGCGUUGGCGUUCGCGUUGGCGUCUUCGAAGUUCAAGCGAAGGGCUUGGAUGGGGCGCUGGGCGGACAUAGGGCUAGCUACGGUAUGGUAUGGUAUGGUAUGGUAUGGUAUGGUAGGUGUUUACGACCGACUGCUCCGCUGCGAUCGACAUUGCACUCACUCACGCCGCGCCCAGCACCCCGGGGGAAAUGUCUGUGUGUCCGUCCGAAGUUGGGGGCGACAUAGGCACUCUAGAUACCUAGAGUAUUGUCAUGCUCGGAAAUAAGUCCUGACAGACGCCGCCCCUUGCGAGGAUGGAUGGAUGGAGGGAGGGAGAAGUCGCGUCCAAGGCCGGGCACCGACGCACCGACAC